AAUUGUUGUGUUUAGUACUCAUCAAUAUGUGAUUAUCGAAGCUUCACAACUUGAACAUGAUAACAAUUUCUGGUGAAAACAAUCGAGUUCCAAUUCAACCACAUACUGCUUGGUUGGUUGGUUCACAAAGUUUGAGCUGGUACUGGCAACCUACGCAUCGCAGGAGGAAAGGCCAUGCUGCCAGCGUACUAGGUCUGGGGCACAAGCUCUCCUUGCUCCAGAUCUGAAUCUUGGGCAAGGCACAUGUUGUCUGUGCAGGCAGGCUGGUCUCAUUCGUCUUUCCUAUCGUCUUUUCGGACACUGCUUGCUCUCACAAUCUGGGGCCCGUCGAAUGUCUCUGCACUUGGCAGCAACAGGAUGGUGCCCCUCCUCCCUGUACUGUACUUACGUGGAUGCGAAGUGCAACUGUGCAGUGCAGUUUCCUGAAAGCGGAAAAGGCCAAACCGGGUGGUGCAAAUGUGUAAACAGAGUGUAGUUUGAAACAAGGAGUCAAAUAUGUGUUAGGGCAGUGAUGCUGUUGGAGAUAAACUUAAGCAUGCAGUAUAGAUAUACGAUGAUGCUGAUGGUGGUGCGUCUUUGUAUAUUUUAUUUUAUUUGUGCUCCCCACCACCACCACCAUCACACACCUACCUACCACCAGUUGCCAUCCAUCCAAUCAUGCAGUGACACUAAUAGCUGUUAUACAAAGACGAAAACACACUCUGUUCCUGUUAGUUACUUGGUAAACUGAAGUUGGGUUUAGGACUCUGAGCUGGGCUGGUACAGUGACAUGAUAAACCACCAGUAAAUGGCCUGAAAUGAAAAGACAGACAGCGCAUGGAUACCCAACUGUGUGGCACAAACAAGCAGUGAAACAAUGUGAAUCAGGAAACAAAAGAGAAGAAAAGAAAAUAAAGGAGAAAGAUUCAGUGGUGGUGCUGGGUGCGGGGUGUAUCAAAUAUUUCCCUGAGCCCCGGAUAACCGGAUUCCAGAGCGGCGGCCUGCGACAGGAACAGUGGGUGGGGCCGGGAGCGCCUCUCGCUCUCCACUACCAGUCCACCACCUCGCUCGCAGCUCUUUCCUCCUCCUUUUCCUUCCUUUUUUCUUUUUUUCCCAGCCCACCUCGCUCGCUCCCUUCCCUUCCCAGUGGAAGUGGAUUGGUUGAUUGAUCGCACAGAGCUCGCCUCACAUCCACACAGCCCGAGCUGCUGCCCGCCCACCCGCCUGUAGCUCCCCUCCUCACGGAGCAGGCAGGCAGGCAGGCUGGGAUUCCCGUCGAAGCAGGGCAGGAGCUAGGGCGGGUGGAGGAGCCUUUGCCCGGGAACGAGGAGAGGAGGUGGCAGUGGCACCCCGCGGCUAGGGCAGCGAGAGAGGGGCGAAGAGGAAGGCGGCGGGCGCGUCCGCCAUGGCUAGCGAGGAAGUACUCCACAAGGCCGGUCUCGCUACUCUCGCCUCUACUUCUACUCCGUCGCCUUUGCCGCUGCAUCCAUUCCCAGUCUACCCCGCGCGGGCUCCCUCGCCUACCUACCAGCUUUAAUUGUCGCUUCGCGCGGAUUUAAUUGUCGCUGCUCCUUGCGGUUUUGCUUUGCUCCGGGGCCUUGCUGCUGCCUGCUGGUACCGUACCGACUCCGCGUCAAGGAACAUGCUGCUUUCGGGCCCCAUGUUCAAAUUGCUAACCUAGGGUUUGGGUGGAACACCAAGGGUCUAGACAGACAUCUAGAAGAGUUUGUGUAUGCUUAUUUUGAUGGAUUGGUCCAGAAUCUUAUAGAGCGCUGCCUUCAGAUGUACAUGAACAAGAAAGAAGUGGUUGAUGCCCUCUCCCACCACUCCAGGAUAGAGCCUUGUAUCACUGAACUUGUUUGGCAACAACUUGAGCAACAGAAUCCUCUGUUUUUCAAAGCAUACGAUAUGAGGCUAAUGCUUAAGAAUCAAAUAAUGGUCUUCAACAGGCUUCUCCAGGAUCAGUUCGAGAUUAUGAAUAAAGAGUUUUCUUCAGGGAUCCCUUCUAUGUCUCUUCCUAAUGACUCUAAUUCCAACCUAUUGAAGCAAGAUUCAUGCUUUUUGCCAGAGACUGCUCCUGGAAAUGCAAUGCCAGAUGGUAUAAUGCACAAUGGAAGUUCAAGUGGUAUAAUAAAUGACACACCAUCUGGCGAUCAGUUACUUAAUGCUAGUAAAGACUUGCAUGGCCUUCAUAGUCAAAUAGAUGCUUCAACUAGUCUACAGUCAGACCAGAAUGCAACUGCUGUGCUGUAUGGUGUAGACAACGAGACAAGCGCAACAAUAAAGACCGAGUCUUGCUACUCGAGUAAUGCUGAUUUUGCCUUCUGUGGGAACACUUUCCUGGAAUCAUGCCAGUCGAUAGGUGAUGCAUCUGGUGGUGGAUCCUUCAGCAGCUCAGAGUUGAAUGGGCAACCACUAAACGAUUCAAUUUUGGAUAUGGAGUCAUCAUCAUUUAGCUUCUUGAACCAAAUGCCCCAAAGCUUCAUGUUUUCAGACCUGGCAGAUGAUUUCAACCAAAAUGCAGAAAUAACACCAUUUCUCACUCCUGAGACAAAUUUCUCCGAUUCAACAGGGGGAGACCAUACAGGUUGAGCGGGUCAUGCACAGCGUACCAACCAUUUGUACAUAGGCACAUGGGCAGUCGAAUCUGCAUUGGUGAAGAACUUGAGGACCUUUUGAUCUAGCUUGUUUAUUUCUCUAGUUUUUGCGUCUUGAUAUUGUGGUAGUUUGGGGCUUCGGGUCUGGUGGGUUGUCUAGCCCAUCAGAACGCGUAAUGGGUACGGAGUAUUGGUCUUCCAGUAUGUUUUCAGCGUUAAUUUGGCUAAUUUCCCCCGCUUGGCUUGUACAACAAAUUUUAUCAGUACUGAGUACCAUGAGUUGUACUGCUGUAUAUGCUGCUUCCCACUCUCUGAAUUGGCAGAAUGAUUGAUGAGAAGACACUGCUUGGAGGAGUUGCCUCAGUUU
Messenger RNA from Zea mays, 2943 nucleotides. Its product is annotated as plant-specific domain TIGR01589 family protein. The record is from RefSeq and is a predicted model, not a curated record. The transcript has 7 exons. Bases 1762 to 2571 code for a protein of 269 amino acids. NCBI's taxonomy places the organism in Eukaryota, Viridiplantae, Streptophyta, Magnoliopsida, Poales, Poaceae.